CAAUAUAAAUAGCCGCGAAAAAAAAUCUCAUUACUUUGAAUUCUAAUUUGUACAUGAGUUUGAAUUACUCGCUUGUAAAAUCAUGAAACGUCUGUUGAUUCAACUUUUACUGACUGCUUUGUCAGCCAAUUUGGCAAUUGGACAGGAACUAAUGAUAAAAUUUGAUAAAUUAACAGCCAAUAAUAUGGCAAACAAUCCAUUCACUGGUGAUUGGUCCUGCGAAAUAUCUAGUCCAGGAGACAUAGGAUCUUGUAAAAUUCCAUUAAAAAAAGAUCUGCCUGACACUAUGAGGUUGAAAGGAAAUAUUGACUUUGAGGGAUCGUCCGUUGCAGAGUUUGAUGUAACUAUCUGCGAAGCAUUGGAAAAUGAAGAAUUCGCAAACGAUAUUCUAAGCCAUGGAAUACCAAAAGGCCAAUUCCCUACACAGUGUCCAGCUAUAGCAGGCAUGGAUUUUGAAAUAAGCAAAUAUAAAUUUCCAAAAGAAAAAUUACCACCGGGUGGUGUACCAGACGGUGACUUUUCUGGUGAGAUUCAUAUGUUUGAACCAAGCAAAGAUCCUUACGGUACCGUACGCUUCGAAGGGAAAGUGUUUCACGAAUUACCCGAAUUACCCAAACAUCCUGGAUUGGGACGUUAGUUAUAAAUUAACUUUGAUUUUGAUUUCGGUUUUUGACGAUAUCUACAUAGCAAUGAUUAUAUGAUUCUUUAGUAGUAUUUGUAGUGUUUUUAUAAAAAUAAUUAUUAUAAUGAUAAUACUUGCUUAUAUAGUUAAAUAAAUUAGUUAUGCAUUAAA
This is a messenger RNA of Microplitis mediator, 793 nucleotides long. RefSeq lists its product as uncharacterized. NCBI's taxonomy places the organism in Eukaryota, Metazoa, Arthropoda, Insecta, Hymenoptera, Braconidae. The transcript has 4 exons. Bases 83 to 637 code for a protein of 184 amino acids. The record is from RefSeq and is a predicted model, not a curated record.